Messenger RNA from Branchiostoma floridae (Florida lancelet), 1721 nucleotides. Its product is annotated as chondroadherin-like protein. The annotation marks the transcript as partial. Lineage: Eukaryota; Metazoa; Chordata; Leptocardii; Amphioxiformes; Branchiostomatidae. The transcript has 4 exons. Gene Ontology annotation, molecular function: protein binding. Gene Ontology annotation, cellular component: plasma membrane. The record is from RefSeq and is a predicted model, not a curated record.
AUGACGUCGUCGGGAGUAUCCCCGUCCCGACUCCUGUGGGUCUUCCUUGUCGUCUCCAGUGUGGCCGUCACGACCGGCAAGGCCCAAUGGAGUCCUUGCAUUGCGACGCCAUGUAGGUGCGAUCCUGUCGAGUUAAAGGUGGACUGCAGUUCCUUAGGUCUCAAGUUUAUUCCGAAGAUACCAAAAAACACCAGGAUUCUUGACGUCAGUAACAAUAUGAUACGAACUGUAAAAAGAGCUGAGUUGUAUGGCCUUCGUUCACUUGUAACCCUGGACCUGCGUCAGAACAAACUUACUUCCCUCGACGACAACGUCCUGCGUGACCUUACAUCGCUUGUCCGCUUAAACCUGGACGGGAAUGCACUGGAGGCGAUCCCAGGACCUGGCUUUGCCUGGUUAACGCACCUCCAGGAGUUGACCCUAGACUCCAACAGACUGUCCCAGCUGCGUCGUCUGGAUAGUCUGGAUAUCAGAGGUUUGGAGCUGGAGUGCGACUGUCGCCUUCGGGGAUUCUUCCACUGGAUCAAGACCACCGGCGUGAUGGUAUCGUUGGACGACGUGAUUUGUGUGUCGCCACCAUUUCUCUACCAGAGGAAGCUGGAAUGGGUGCCGCAGGAGGCUCUAUUGUGCAGUAACCAGGGUUCCCUGCUGACAGCCUACACGAUGCUCCCUAUGUACGAGGACAUCACUUGUCCGGAGCUCUGCCAAUGUGAUGCGGGAAAGGUCACAUGCAGCGGUCAGGAACUCCCUGUUGUACCACAUAGUCUACCAAUUGACAUCAUCCAGCUCGAUUUGUCAAACAACAUCAUAACCAACUUGGGGAAUCACGCUCUUUCACAAAUGAGGUACCUUCAGGUCCUAAAUCUCCACAGUAACCGGUUCCCAAAAGUAUCCAACAUGGACAUGAAGAACCUGGGACGUUUGCAGUCGCUCGACCUGUCUGAGAAUCAAAUCAGUGACGUAGAGGAGCAGGCCUUCAUGGGCUGUCCGGACUUGUUGCACUUGUACCUGUCCGGAAAUAACAUGUCGUCAGUUCCUGCGAAUGCUCUAGCCCCGCUCUGGAAACUGCGAACCUUAGACAUGAGUUUCAACAACAUCCAGGCACUUUUCCGAGAGGACUUCGCCGACAGUUUCAGUAGUUUUAAGUCCCUUACCUACUUUACAACCAAGAUUGAGUAUUUUAAACAACUGCAGUCUACUUUCUAUCCCUUUCUGAAGGUGCUGACGUUGGAUGACAACUGUAUGGACACCAUGGACCAGGACGCAUUUUUGUACACGCCUCACCUGCAGACCCUGCGCAUGGGCAGGACGUGCUUGAGGGACAUCCCGACCUUUGCACUGUCAACCUUGCGUCAUCUCAGGCGGCUGGACCUGUCCGGUAACCUGGUCACCACCCUCCGCCAGGGGGCGUUCAGGCACGCUGUCAAACUGCAGGAAAUCAAUCUUGACAGUAACAACAUCCUCUCAGUGGAUGCAGAGGCAUUCCAGGACCUGCCGGACCUGGAGGCCCUAUUCCUGAGUAACAACUACCUCCGAGCUGUGCCCAGAGAAGCCCUGACAGCCCUCCCUUCGCUGUCCACCCUCGUCCUGAGCGGGAACAAGCUGACCGUCCUGGACACACGCGACUUCUCGGGCUUUUCCCGCCCUCUGAAUCUAGCGCUCAGCCACAACAAGAUCGAGACUCUGGACACUGAAGUUUUGACAAAUAUCGGAAAUCUGAG